CUACGGCUCUUUGACGUGUCCCGGAAGCAGAUUCGGGAAUUUCCGUAAACAAACAACGGAGCGACCUGGUUCCGGUGAUGGCGGGGACUGCACUUAAACGGCUUAUGGCCGAAUAUAAACAACUAACACUGAAUCCACCAGAAGGGAUUGUGGCAGGCCCAAUAAAUGAAGAAAAUUUCUUUGAAUGGGAAGCCUUGAUAAUGGGCCCAGAAGACACAUGUUUUGAGUGUGGAGUAUUCCCAGCAAUUCUCAGCUUCCCUCUCGAUUAUCCUCUGAGUCCACCUAAAAUGAGGUUUACCUGUGAGAUGUUUCACCCAAACAUUUAUCCUGAUGGCAGGGUGUGCAUCUCAAUCCUACACGCUCCAGGAGAUGACCCCAUGGGCUAUGAGAGCAGUGCCGAGAGGUGGAGUCCUGUGCAGAGUGUUGAGAAAAUUCUGCUCUCAGUCGUAAGCAUGUUGGCAGAACCCAAUGAUGAAAGUGGUGCAAAUGUGGAUGCGUCCAAGAUGUGGCGAGAAGACCGGGAGCAGUUUGACAAGAUAGCCAGGCAGACUGUGCAGAAAUCGCUGGGAUUGUGAGGAGAUAUUUCAGUAUUGCACACAAAGAACAAGGAUUUGUGUCUUUCUGUAUUACUGCUUAAGAGAUGCUGUCGAAUAGUCCUUGCAGUUUUGGGAUCACCAAAUCAUUUGGAAAAUUGCUAGUUUGGAGGUUCCUUUUUGACUUUCAUGUGCUCCAUGUCUCCCCAUUUCUGGGUGGUGUUUAAUGGAGAAUUCUUAUUGGUUAUCCCACAGUCCUUGUAUGUGUGAGAAUCAAUAGCAAAAUCUGAAGUCUUAAGUUCCUACAUCCAUACGUGGACUUUGGACUCUUCACGUUAUUACUAUACAAGUACAGUUCUUAACAGUAUUCUCUUACAGCACACCAGCAUCUAAAUAUAUUGGACAUGGCUCUAUUGCGCUAAGAAAUUGGAUAUUGCAGGUGACUGUCUAUAUGGAAACAGUAAAUGGAUUUUGGCAGAUGGACUCAAUUUGGAGAACUUUGUCAUUCAUGAAGAAAAAUGACCAGUUGUUAGAGCCAGAAUAGGUGAAUGUUCCUAUGAACUUGACAUUCUUCUUCCCAUCAUGUAUUCAGCAAAGUCCUGCAAAACACCUUCAGGCUUCCAGCUUAUUAUACUGGGUCAACAGCCUUCCGUAUAGUGUUGGUGACAGUUUAUGCUGUUUGUGCUCAAACACUUUGUAAUCCAGCAUUGCUUCUAUAUGGAAAGUCUGAGCAGCUGUAUUGUAAUGUUCUGACUCUUUUUUGCUGUAAUAAAUGAGUGAUCUAUAA
Bufo gargarizans (Asiatic toad) is the source of this 1320-nucleotide messenger RNA. It is a transcript of the gene UBE2G2, whose product is annotated as ubiquitin conjugating enzyme E2 G2. NCBI's taxonomy places the organism in Eukaryota, Metazoa, Chordata, Amphibia, Anura, Bufonidae. The transcript has 6 exons. Bases 78 to 575 code for a protein of 165 amino acids. Gene Ontology annotation, cellular component: endoplasmic reticulum; cytosol. The record is from RefSeq and is a predicted model, not a curated record.